Molecule: messenger RNA, 5501 nt
Organism: Fukomys damarensis (Damara mole-rat)
Lineage: Eukaryota; Metazoa; Chordata; Mammalia; Rodentia; Bathyergidae
Gene: Rbm12b
Product: RNA binding motif protein 12B
Exons: 3
Coding region: 909-3746 (945 amino acids)
Biological process (GO): regulation of RNA splicing
Cellular component (GO): ribonucleoprotein complex; nucleoplasm
Molecular function (GO): RNA binding
Source: RefSeq, a predicted model, not a curated record
UGUCCGGACGGGAGGGGUGGGUGGGCGCCAUCUUCCUCCGGGCUCGCCAAAGGCUCUAACUGUGCUGCGGUCGAGGAGUACCCAGCCCCUGGCCUGGUGUCUGGCUUGGCAGCAGCGGUGUGUGUUUCUCGCGGAGUGCGGAGCAGUUCCCCUCGGGGCGUCGGGGGUGGGGAGGGGCCGGCGGCCCGGGCGGAAGGACGGGAAAAGGCGGGGCCGGCGGCCGCUCAGCCUCCGGCGUCUCUGCUGCCGUUAGGGCGCCCUGUUUCCCCGCUAAACACUUGACUCUCCCUCUCCCGUCAGCCUCCUUGUGGUGGUGUGUGUGCGCUUCCCCGUGAUCUUGACAGUGAAGAGCCCGAAGGAUUUCAUAGGUAUUGUUUUUCUUUGCUAUGUCAUCGUAGUCAGUGUCGGCAGGAGGCCCGGAUCUUUAGGCUUCAGAGGGGCGAAAGCGAUUCAGUUAGAUUCGGGGCCCGCUGACCCUAUGGCGAAUUAAGGUGCAGCAUUUGCCCUUGGGACGGCGCUGCAGAGAGGCAGGAGGUUGGGCGGUUCUGGUUAAUUUGAAGGCUGAUUUUGGCCGAAGGUCUGGCGACAGCAUCGGAUCCUACGUAGCAACUUCGGCCUGGCGCAGAAGAAAGAAGCUCUGACCCUUGGGAGUGUGGACAAAGGCUUCGGGCCAUAGAAUCGAUGUCUUCGGACGAUUCCUGUUCGACGAUGAUGGAUCUUAAGCGGAAAACCUGUGCCGUGUGGAUUCGUCUUCAUUUUGCCUUUGGUUUUUGUUUUAUCCAUCUACAUUAUAAAAGGCAGAUCAUCCGAAAGAAUAAUGUUGGACUGGGUUAAGUUGCUUUUACAGAAUUAACAGGUCUCCAAGAAAUAAAAAGAAAAGGUCAUUAUUGCUGUGGUUUGAGCUCAGCAUGGCUGUAGUCAUCCGUUUACUGGGGCUUCCUUUUAUUGCGGGGCCAGUGGAUAUUCGUCACUUCUUCACGGGAUUGACUAUUCCUGAUGGAGGAGUGCAUAUAAUUGGAGGGGAUAUUGGGGAGGCUUUUAUUAUUUUUGCAACAGAUGAAGAUGCAAGACGUGCCAUAAGUCGCUCAGGAGGGUUUAUCAAGGAUUCAUCUGUAGAACUGUUUCUUAGUAGCAAGGCAGAAAUGCAGAAGACUAUAGACAUGAAACGAACUGAUCGUAUAGGAAGAGGGCGACCUGGAUCUGGGGCAUCAGGGGUUGGCAGCCUAUCUAAUUAUAUUGAGGCCAUGAAAGAAGAUGAAAAUAAUUCUGGAUAUGGCUCUUCAGUUAACCAAGAUGCUGGGUUUCACACUAAUGGUACAGGACUUGAUGAUGUAAGGCCAAGAAAGACAAGGCCAUCAAAGGCCGAGAAUCCUUAUUUAUUUCUACGAGGUUUGCCUUACUUAGUAAAUGAAGAUGAUGUACGUGUCUUUUUUUCUGGUUUGUGUGUGGAUGGAGUAAUUUUCUUAAAACAUCAUGAUGGCCGAAAUAAUGGUGAUGCCAUAGUAAAAUUUGCUUCAUGUAUUGAUGCUUCAGGAGGUCUUAAAUGUCAUAGAAGUUUUAUGGGUUCAAGAUUUAUAGAAGUAAUGCAGGGCUCAGAACAACAGUGGAUUGAGUUUGGUGGAGACGCGGUUAAAAAGGGUGAAAUUUCUAUGAGAGCUGAAGGACAUUCUCCUCCAAGAGGAGUUAAUGAUAGACAUUUUCGAAAACGGUCUCAUUCAAAAUCUCCCAGAAGAACACGUUCUCGUUCCCCUGUUGGAUUUUAUGUUCACUUAAAAAAUCUGUCCUUAAAUGUUAGCAAAAGAGAUUUAAGAAGUUUCUUUAGAGAUAUUGAUCUGACUAAUGAACAAAUUAGGUUCUUAUAUAAAGAUGAAAAAAGAACAAGAUACGCCUUUGUGACUUUCAAGACUCUGAAAGACUAUAAUACUGCUCUGGGUUUCCAUAAGACUAUUUUGCAGCAUCGUCCAGUUCAUAUUGACCCAGUUUCUAAAAAACAGAUGCUGAAGUUCAUUGAAUGUUAUGAAAAGAAGAGACUGGGGUCAAUAGAGAAAGAGAGGUCUGGACAUGUUUCACAAAAAUACUCUCAAGAAGGCUACUCUGGCCAGAAGCUGUGCAUAUAUAUAAGAAAUUUUCCAUUUGAUGUUACAAAAGUUGAAGUGCAGAAAUUCUUUGCAGACUUUUCUCUUGCUGAAGAUGACAUUUACCUGCUUUAUGAUGACAAAGGAGUUGGUCUGGGAGAAGCAUUGGUAAAAUUUAAAUCAGAAGAACAGGCCAUGAAAGCUGAACGUUUAAACCGACGAAGAUUCUUAGGAACAGAGGUAUUAUUGAGACUUAUAUCUGAGGCACAGAUACAGGAAUUUGGUGUAAAUUUUCCCUUGAUGUCUACUGAGAAAAUGCAAGCCCGUUCACAGUCACAUGAUAUAGAUGACCAUUCCCAUUUGUUUGAGUCAAAAGAUCUAUCAGUUUACUCAGUUGGCCCUUCUGAAAAUUUUAGUUAUCAGCUAGAGGAUUUGAGGCAACAGGAUAACUUCAAGCAUCCCCAGGGAUAUUUCCGACACCCUGAUAGACGCCCUCCAGAAGACUUCCGGCACUCUCCAGAGGACUUCAGAUUCCUUUCGGAUGACUUCAGGAGAUCCCCAGAGAGCUUUAGGCACUCUCGGGAGAAGCACUUCAGACGGCCUUCUGAAGAUGACUUCAGGCACCCUCGGGAGGAUGACUGGAGAAGGCCUCUUGAUGAUUGGAGGUGGCCACCGGAGGAGGAUUUUAGGCAGCCCCCUGAGGAGGACUUCAGGAGGUCCCUUGAGGGAGAUUUCAGAGGGCCACCAGAGGAGGAUUUCAGGCGCCCUUGGAAGGAGGACUUCAGGUGCCCUCCAGAUGAUGACUUCAGGCACCUUAGGGAGGAGGACUUCAGGAAGCUCCCCCAGGAGGAUUUCAGGCAUUCUCCUGAAGAAGAUUUCAGGCGGUCACCCAUGGAACAUAUAAGACGGCUGCCCCAGGAUCACUUCCGACGACCACCAUCAGAACACCUCAGAAGGCCCCCUCCUGAACAUUUUAGACAGCCACCCCCAGAGUAUUUCCGACGGCCACCCCAGGAGCACUUCCGGCGACCGCCCCAGGAGCAUUUCAGGCGUUCCCGAGAGGAUGAUUUCAGGCAUAUGCCAGAUGAAGACUUCAGGGGCCCUCUGGAUGAAGACUUUAGGCACCCUCCUGAUGAGGACUUCAGGAGCUCCCAGGAAGAAGAUUUUAGAUGCCCUUCUGAUGAGGACUUUAGGCAGCUCCCUGAGGAAGAAGACCUUAGAGAAGUUCCAGAGGAGGAUCCUAGACUUCCUGACAAUUUGAGACCUUCUGGUGAGGAUUUUAGGAGCCCACCUGAGGAUUUUAGGAGUCAUCGUCCUUUCAUGAAUUUUGGUCGCCCAGAAGGUGGCAAGUUUGAUUUUGGAAAGCGUAAUAUGGGAGGUUUUCCUGAGGGUAGAUUUAUGCCUGAUCCCAAAUUAAAUUGUGGUUCAGGUAGAGUAACUCCUGUUAAGAUAAUGAAUCUUCCAUUUAAAGCAAAUGUAAAUGAAAUUUUAGAUUUCUUUCAUGGUUACAGAAUCAUACCUGACUCAGUUUCAAUACAGUAUAAUGAGCAAGGUUUACCUACAGGGGAAGCCAUUGUUGCUAUGAUCAACUAUAACGAAGCUAUGGCUGCUAUUAAAGAUCUUAACGAUAGGCCAGUUGGUCCGAGGAAGGUUAAGCUAAUCUUGCUUUAGAGAGCAUUUCUAAGUUCACUUACCAUCCCACAGUAUUGAUGCAGUAAAAUGCAUUUUUUAAAAAGUGUUAUUUUUAAAUGUUUAUUUUGACUUGUGAAUAGAAAAACUGUAAAUAGAAUGUGCAUUUAGUUUUCUUUUGCUUACAAAUGGCCAUUCAUUAUUUUUCCCCUAAUUUAAAAUUACAUAUGCUGUAUUUUUCUUUAUUAAGGCAUUGGGAACUAAUUCCCUGAGUUCCUUAAUUUUUGUUUCUGUUAUGGGUAAACCUCAAAGACUUGUUAGAGUUGUAUUUGGGGAAGAAACAUUUUAUAUUCCUUUUUAUUUCUUUAUGUAGUCAAAACCUUUUACUUAAACUGUAUAAGAAAAUGGUCAGGAGCCGAUUGUUGAGGUUUGGCAUUUUCAUUGCUAUCUGCUUGCAGAAUUAAUGCCCUCUUGUCUGAGAUAUUACUUGUGUUAAGAUCUGUUAAUUAUAAAUAGUCAAAAUGGACAGACUGUGAACUUUUGAAAUUUUGUAAAAAGCUGAGGAAAUUCUUAGUUUUCAUGUUCAUAACUGCAAAAUUUUACAAAAAUAAAAAAUUGCAACUGAAUAGACUUAAUUAACUUGUAUUUGUAUGAAAAGAAAAAAUUGCAGCUGGGUAUUAAGUUUUUCAACAAUACAUUAAACUAAAUUUAUAAUGGGAGGGACUAUUCUGUCAUCAUAAUGUAUAGUUACAUGGAAUCUUCAACAUUUUAGUAACCAGGUAAUGCAAAAUUUCAAAACCUUAAGAAUGCAGUUAUGGGUGUGGGCAGACUCAGGCUUAUGCUGGGAAGAAUGUGACAAGUGGAUAUAGUUUGCUUUUCUAGGAGUUUACCCAUGAGUUUUAUAAUUUGUUAUGCUUAUGAUUAAGUUCUUAGGAGAUUUUAGCAUCAAAUCUGUAAAUACUGGAUUAGAUUUUCUUUAUUCAGUCAUAUAAAUGGUUCACAUUUAUGAGGCACUAUGUGCUAGGCACUAUAAGUGCUUCAUAUGUAUGAUCUCAGUGUUUGCUAAGCAGUGAAGGACUUACUAACUUCUGUUUCACAUAUGAGAUAAUGAAGUUUUGGAGAAGUGAAGCAACUUGCCUUCAGUCACAGUUGUUAUGGAGGCAAUUUCAAGCCUCCUAAAAGUCCACUUUCUCCUGUUCAUGCUGAUAAUACUGCCUCACUUUAUUAAAGGUGUUUUCAAUGAAGACCAUGCUAAAAAUAUAUUCAGGGGUAAAUGAUAACUUUCUUACCUUUAUUCUCACUUUAAAAUCCACCAUUCAGAGAAGUAAAACAAGGGUGCUCAAACAUUGUUAAAAGGUGACUUUUAAAAGUUUUUAUAUUGCCAAGGUUUCUCCAGGGAUACAUUAGAUAUUGGCUUAGAAUUCAGAGUUCAUUUUAUAUCCAACAUGAUUGGAUUUUGGCCGUCUGUAGUUUGCAUAGAACAUAUAUUUUUCCUCAAUUCUUUGAUUCAUAGAUUCCUCACACUGAGUUAGAGUAAACCAUUUUUUUUUCCUUUUUGAGAAUGGUGUCUUGCUAAUUUGCUUAGGCUGGGCUCAAAUUUGUUAGCCUUCUGUCUCAGCCUCCCAGAGUACUGGGUUAUAGGUUUAUACUACCAGGUCUGGCUUAAAAGUGAAAUUAUUUGGUAAUUCCAGUCACUUAGUAAUAGGAGAUUGCUGAAGUAAAAUACUUUGUUGGUACUUAAUGCUAUAAGUAUUUUUUAAAUUUAAAUUUUUUUUUUUUGGUAGGGGGAAUUGAACU